Amaranthus tricolor (Joseph's coat) is the source of this 4090-nucleotide messenger RNA. RefSeq names its product LRR receptor-like serine/threonine-protein kinase ERECTA. The record is from RefSeq and is a predicted model, not a curated record. Bases 711 to 3716 code for a protein of 1001 amino acids. The transcript has 27 exons. Lineage: Eukaryota; Viridiplantae; Streptophyta; Magnoliopsida; Caryophyllales; Amaranthaceae. Gene Ontology annotation, biological process: protein phosphorylation. Gene Ontology annotation, molecular function: ATP binding; protein binding; protein kinase activity.
AAGCCUAAAAGUAAAAUCAGUAGUAAUAAUAAAGGAGUAAAAGAGGAUGACUGUAGAGACUAAAAAGUAGAGUAAUAAGGGAGGCGUCUGCAGAAUGCAGGUGGUCAGACACAGAGCUUCCCUUACUCUCUCCUGCAUAAAAAUACAGCUAUCCCAAUUUACAGAAAACGACCCCUCUAGUAUUAGGCCUUAGGAGUACUCUUCCUUUCUUCUCUCUCAUUAUACCCAAAUGCAAGAUAGAGAAAUUUCAGCUACUAUUUCAAUUCUACCUCUUUAGAUUAGCCCUUACUGUAAUACCAAAAUUAAUACAACAGUCAGAAAAUUACAAAAAAAAAAAAAUAAUUUUUUUACUUCGGAGGGUCCUUGAUUUACCCAGAAGUUUGCAGAGCUGAAACGAAACAAGUCAUUUUCUUCUUUACUUUUUUCAUUAUUAUCACACUCUCUUUCCAUCACUAGAAUUCAAUUCGAAAGGAGGAAAUGCAAUGCACAUUGUGUAAGAGUUGAGUGAGUUUUCUUUUUAUUUUUCUUGAGAGAGAAACUAAAAUUGAUUAAAAGGGCAAGUUAAUCGUGAAUUCGCAGAAUAUUUUUUGUGGGUCUUGAUUUUCUUCCUUUAUAGAAGAAAACCCAGAAAAGAAAUGUUAUGUUUUUGAAUAAAAGAGGUUGAAUUUGAAGAAUAAUUGUGGUUUUUAUUUCUGGGUUUUUUUUGUUUUAUGGUAUUUAAGUGGAAAAUGGAGGUGGGUUUUUUGUUUGGGGUCCAACAAUGGCGGCAUUUUCUUCCAGCUUUAGUCUUUCUCACUUCAUUGUUACUUUCAAGCUUGGGUUCUGUAGAUUCUGAUGAUGGAGCAACACUGUUGGAGAUUAAGAAGUCAAUUAGAGAUGUUGAUAAUGUGUUAUAUGACUGGUCUGAUUCACCAUCAUCAGACUAUUGUGUGUGGAGAGGAAUCACCUGUGAUAAUGUCACCUUCAACAUUGUUGCCUUGAAUCUUUCAGGGCUAAAUCUUGAUGGAGAAAUUUCACCUGCCAUUGGAGAUCUUAAAAGCUUGAUAUCAGUUGAUCUUAGUCGAAACCAGUUCUCCCGUCAAAUACCCGAUGAGAUUGGCGAUUGUUCUCUGCUGAAAAGCUUGGACUUAUCGUUUAAUGAACUAUAUGGAGAUAUACCAUACUCGAUUUCCAAGCUGAAACAAUUAGAAGCGCUGAUUUUGAAAAAUAAUCAAUUGGCAGGCCCGAUUCCAUCAACCCUCUCUCAGAUACCGAAUUUGAAGAUACUAGAUUUGGCCCAGAAUCGUCUGUCGGGGGAUAUCCCCAGGCUUAUAUACUGGAAUGAGGUCUUGCAAUAUCUUGGGCUUCGGGGCAACAAUUUGGUCGGGUCACUCUCACCUGAUAUGUGCCAGCUGACUGGGUUGUGGUACUUUGAUGUGAGAAACAACAGUCUGACUGGAACUAUACCUGAGAGUAUUGGCAACUGUACUGCCUUCCAAGUAUUGGAUCUAUCAUACAAUGAGCUUACCGGAGAUAUUCCAUUCAACAUAGGAUUUCUACAAGUGGCAACCUUGUCAUUGCAAGGAAAUAAACUAUCAGGGGAGAUUCCUCCUGUUAUUGGCUUGAUGCAGGCACUUGCAGUGUUAGAUUUGAGCUACAACCAGUUGACCGGGAUAAUCCCCUCUAUAUUGGGAAAUUUGAGCUACACCGAGAAACUAUAUUUGCACGGAAACAAGUUAACUGGAUCAAUUCCUCCAGAGCUCGGGAAUAUGUCGAAACUCCAUUACUUGGAACUAAAUGAUAACCAUCUCACUGGACAUAUUCCGCCGGAGCUGGGGAAGCUUACCGACUUGUUUGACUUGAAUAUUGCAAAUAAUGAUCUUGAAGGACCCAUACCCGGGAAUCUUAGUUCCUGUGCGAAUCUCAAUAGCCUUAAUCUGCAUGGUAACAAGUUGAACGGAACCAUUCCUGUUACUCUCCAGACCCUUGAGAGUAUGACAUACUUGAACCUGUCAUCCAAUAAUUUGAGAGGUCCCAUUCCUCUUGAGAUAUCUCGUAUGGGAAAUCUUGAUACGCUUGACCUUUCCGACAACCAGAUCACUGGAUCAAUUCCGUCACCACUCGGAGAUUUGGAACAUCUUCUUAAGCUAAACUUGAGUGGAAACCAUAUAUCCGGUAUUAUACCAGCCGAGUUUGGGAAUCUCAGGAGCGUUGUUGAUAUAGAUCUGUCUAGCAAUCGGCUUACUGGUACAAUCCCGCAAGAAUUAGGUCAACUGCAGAAUUUAUUCUCCCUACGAUUGGAAUACAACAACUUGUCUGGAGAUGUCAUGUCGUUGAUGAACUGUCUCAGCCUUGCCACACUGAACGUGUCGUAUAAUAACUUGGUGGGUUAUAUUCCAACAAGCAACAAUUUUUCAAGAUUCUCACCUAACAGCUUUGAAGGAAAUCCUAAUCUAUGUGGAUAUUGGCGUAGUUCAGCAUGUCAAGAAUCUCCUCCUUCUGGACGAGUUUCUAUACCAAAGGCUGCCAUUUUAGGGAUUGCGUUGGGUGCACUUAUCAUUCUUUUAAUGAUAUUAGCUGCUGCUUUCCGUCCGCAUAAACCAGCUCCAUUUUUUGAUGGUUCCAUGGAAAAACCAGCGGUAGUUAGUUAUUCAUCCCCCAAGCUUGUGAUCCUUCAUAUGAAUAUGGCGCUACAUGUGUAUGAUGACAUCAUGCGGAUGACCGAGAAUCUGAGUGAAAAAUACAUAAUCGGUUAUGGAGCAUCCAGUACGGUGUACAAAUGUGUGCUGAAGAAUUGUAAACCUGUUGCAGUCAAAAAGCUUUAUUCCCACCCUCAGUCUCUAAAAGAAUUUGAAACCGAGCUUGAAACGGUUGGGAGUAUCAAGCAUCGGAAUUUGGUCAGUCUACAGGGUUACUCUCUUUCUCCAUCUGGAAACCUACUUUUCUAUGAUUACAUGGAGAAUGGGAGCCUCUGGGAUCUCCUUCAUGGUGGGCAAGCCAAGAAGAAAAAGCUAGACUGGGAUACUCGUCUUAGAAUAGCACUAGGAGCAGCUCAAGGGCUUGCUUAUCUUCACCAUGAUUGCAGCCCUCGUAUAAUCCACCGGGAUGUGAAGUCAUCAAACAUCUUACUUGACAAGGAUUUUGAACCACACCUGACUGACUUCGGCAUUGCAAAGAGCGUGUGUGCCUCAAAAUCCCAUACAUCAACCUAUGUAAUGGGGACGAUUGGUUAUAUUGAUCCUGAGUAUGCUCGUACUUCCCGCCUUACCGAGAAGUCUGAUGUUUACAGCUAUGGGAUUGUUCUCCUCGAGUUGCUGACUGGAAAAAAAGCUGUGGACAAUGAAUCAAAUCUCCAUCAUCUGAUCUUAGCCAAGGCCGCAAACAACGCCGUCAUGGAAACUGUCGAUCUGGAAGUCACUGCCACAUGCAAGGAUCUCGGAGUCGUCAAGAAGGUGUUCCAACUCGCAUUGCUAUGCACAAAGAAGCAGCCUGGCGAUCGACCCACAAUGCACGAAGUCACCCGUGUCCUAACAAGCCUCGUUCCCGAACUACCCAUCAAGCAAGCAUCUCUCACUCUCACCCCACUCCCUCCGCUCCCGCCAUUACAAAUGCCCUCUUACAUGGACGAGUACGCAAAUCUCAAAGCUCCACACAUGGUGAACUGCCCUACAAUGAGCACCUCUGAUGCCCAACUUUUUCUCAAAUUUGGUGAAGUAAUAUCCCAAAACAGCGAGUAACUCGAAUCGAUCCAGACCGUAAAACAGUAAAAUGUGUAUAUUUUGGUACCUAAUCAUUUUCAAUCUAGGAUAAUUAAGUAGUGUGAUAUGAGAAAAUCUUAAUGUUAAAUUUUCACCCAAGGAUGUAAAAAUACAGAUUUAGUGAUACCAAGUGAUGGUAGUUUUGGAAAUUAAUACAAGUGGGGUCAUAAGUCUGUAAGGUUCAAGCUUAUUGUGUGAUCUUAUAAAGUAUUUUCCGACCUUGUUUGGUACAGUGCAUUAUUGUUUGUUGUAGUAGAGUCUAGCAAUAAUGCAGAGUGGGACCCAUGGUUUGUACUAGUUAUUUUUGUUUUGCGUUAUCAGAUCAAUGCUAACUGCCAUCUUGUUACCUCUAA